Molecule: messenger RNA, 2012 nt
Organism: Formica exsecta
Lineage: Eukaryota; Metazoa; Arthropoda; Insecta; Hymenoptera; Formicidae
Gene: Oatp74D
Product: solute carrier organic anion transporter family member 74D-like
Exons: 7
Coding region: 672-1898 (408 amino acids)
Biological process (GO): transmembrane transport; sodium-independent organic anion transport
Cellular component (GO): membrane
Molecular function (GO): protein binding
Source: RefSeq, a predicted model, not a curated record
CCGCGCAUUCGGGUCGUUCCACGUGGGCGUCAGUUUUCUGAUACAGUUCCGGAAAUAGUUGAUUAUAUAUUUUAACAUGAAAUAGGAUAUAGUUAUCGGUGGUAGAUUUGGGUAAUGAUACAUAUUAUAAUAUGCGAUAUUAAUUUAUCUAAUACACUUGUAUGUAUAUAAAUACAGAGAUUUGCAGAAGAGAGAAGGCAGAUUUUUUGUGAAUGCUAAUAUCUCAGAAACUUUUAUAUUAUUCUAAAAUUAUUGGUUUUAUGGAUGUGAUGAUUAUAUAAAAUUUGAUGUCCUAAAGAUCAGAAAUUUUUUUUAGUUAUCAAUUUACAAUAAAUCUUUUAUCUCUCUUUCUCUCUUUGCUCUCUCUUUUGUAAUUAGUUUUAAUUUUUUAAAUUUCUGACACAUAAAUACAUGGUAUCUAUAAUAUUACUCUAAUGCAUUUGCUUUUUUAUUUUUUUAUAGUAUAAUAUACAAGUAUAUAUUACAAGAGAUUAUUUAAAAUUAAGUAAUAUUUGUGUUAAUGUCUAUAUCGAGGCAUUCUCGUUGAAGUAAAAAAUAUAAUGCUUUAUGAUUAAUUUUAUUAUAUUUUUGUCCUGUUUUCUUGAAGAUGGAAUAUAUCGACGGCCGGAUCGCACACCGAUUCGGCGGAAUAUUGCGAGGGUGAUUUUCUCAUGGAGCAGAGAAUACAGAGCAAGAUAACCACGGUGGUGCUUGCGAUAUUUUUCGUAUCAUUGCUCGGCGUAGGAAUGGGUCAAACGGCGGUGUAUACUCUCGGUAUACCGUACAUCGACGACAACGUGGCCAGCAGAGAGAGCCCUUUAUAUUUCGCAAUCACCAUCGGGGUGCGGAUUCUCGGUCCAGCAUUAGGCUUCAUUCUGGGUUCCUUAUGCACGAUGGUCUAUGCAGACUUGACAAGGACUCCACAAAUCACGCCGACGGAUCCAAGAUGGGUCGGUGCUUGGUGGCUUGGAUUAGUCCUCAUCUCUGCAAUGCUGAUGUUCGUCAGCAUUGGGAUGUUCGCCUUCCCGACACGCUUGCCGAAGAGCAGGACACCCCCUCGACGAGCGGAUGCCAAGAAGCCCAGUCUUCGAGAUUUCCCGAGUGCAGUGAAACGACUUUUGAAGAACGACAUACUGAUGUUUAGAACAGCGAGUAGCGUGCUGCACAUCUUGCCGAUCGCCGGUCUUUACACCUUCCUGCCGAAGUACCUCGAGAGCCAAUUUCGUCUGCCGGCUCAUCAUGCGAACAUGAUCUCAGGUGUUGGCGGCAUCCUAGUUAUGGGAUUGGGUAUUAUAAUUAGUGGCGUAUUUAUCUUGAGAGCGAAGCCCAACGCGAGGUUCGUCGCAGCCUGGAUCGCCUUCACUGCGGUCGUUUACGCGAUCGGCAUGAGCGUAUUGAUGUUCAUUGGUUGUCCGAUGGACGAUUUCGCAGGGCUUGUGUCACAUCCCGACGGACUUUCCAGCUUCGAGCCGACCUGUGAGGCUACCUGCGGCUGCGACCGAAAUAAGUUCAGUCCAAUCUGCGGCGCGGAUGGUAGAACGUAUUUCUCCGCGUGUCACGCAGGCUGCUCGAAUUAUACGGUCUCCGACGGCAAAGUGGAAUCGUUUUAUAACUGUCAAUGCAUCGGACAGAACCUCACGGUACCGGAAGCAGUCAUCAGCACGGCGACGAUCGGUUACUGUAAACUCGAGUGCAGCAACUUUUGGGUUUAUAUGAUCCUGUUUUCGGUCUUCGUUUUUAUCCAUUCGACUAGCGAGGUAGGCUCCAUGUUGCUCAUUCUGCGAUGCGUGGAUCCCAGGGACAAGGCCAUGGCGCUCGGUCUGAUACAGUUCGCCAUCGGUUUGUUCGGUAAUUACUUGAUGAGACAUUAUUUUCAACAGUGGAGGUAUAUAACAUGACGCGUCUUUAUACAAGAACUUGUUUGAUCCGAAUAAAACGAGAAAGUAAACGCCUGAAGUUUGAUAAAAAAUUCUCGGUUUUGAAAAAAAUCUUAGGAGUUUAUAAUCAUGUUU